GAGCUCAGUGACUUAAAACAUUAGCAUGAGUCGGAACAUUUUUAGUCUCCGGUCUACUCGGCCAACCCUAGCCUCCAUUUGCCGCCUUUUCUCCGCCACGACGGUGGACCCAGCGGCUGGAGCUGUGACGGCAAAGACUCGCAGCGGAGGAGUAGGAGGAGGAGCAGCGAGAGAAAAACAGGAAGCGGGAAGAGGAAGCGUCGGCGGAGGAAGCGACACCCUAGGAGGGAGGCUAUUAAGCCUUGUGUACACCAAGCGCAGCGCCGUCGUCACUAUCCGGAAAUGGAAGGAAGAAGGCCAUUCCGUUCGCAAGUACGAGCUUAACCGGAUCGUUAGGGAGCUUCGUAAGAUUAAGCGAUAUAAACACGCUCUCGAGAUAUGUGAAUGGAUGGUUCUGCAGGAAGAUAUAAAGCUUCAACCUGGAGAUUACGCUGUGCAUUUGGAUUUGAUUUCCAAGAUCCGUGGUUUGAACAGCGCGGAGAAGUUUUUCGAAGACAUGCCGGAUCAAAUGCGAGGCCAUGCUGCUUGCACAUCUCUCCUCCAUAGCUAUGUGCAGAACAAGCUCUCUGAUAAAGCCGAGGCCUUGUUCGAGAAGAUGGCGGAAUGUGGUUUCUUGAACUCUUGCCUGCCUUACAACCACAUGCUCUCGAUGUACAUAUGGAAAGGUGAGUUUGAGAGAGUCCCAGCGAUGAUCAAGGAACUGAAGCUGAAAGCUUCGCCUGACAUUGUUACUUAUAAUCUCUGGUUGACUGCGUUUGCCUCUGGGAAUGAUGUCGAAGCCGCGGAGAAAGUUUAUCUUAAGGUGAAAGAAGCGAACCUGAGUCCAGACUGGGUGACUUACAGCGUCCUGACGAAUCUGUACACUAAGACCGAUAGUCUCGAAAAGGCGAAACUUGCUUUGAAGGAGAUGGAGAAACUCGUCUCCAAGAAAAACAGGGUUGCUUAUGCUUCUCUCAUAAGCCUGCACGGGAACUUGGGGGACAAAGAUGGAGUCAACUUAACAUGGAAGAAGAUCAAGUCAUCUUUCAAGAGAAUGAACGAUGCAGAGUACCUGAGCAUGAUAUCUGCGGUGGUGAAGCUUGGGGAAUUCGAACAAGCCAAAGGUUUGUACGAUGAGUGGGAGUCUGUUUCUGGAACAGGGGAUGUUAGAAUCCCGAAUCUUAUUCUUGCCGAGUAUAUGAACAGAGACGAGGUUCACCUGGGAGAGAAGUUCUACGAACGGAUAGUUGAGAAAGGAAUAAACCCUAGCUACUCGACGUGGGAGAUUCUCACGUGGGCUUAUUUGAAACGCAAGGACAUGGAGAAAGUAUUAGAUCGUUUCGGGAAAGCCAUUGAUUCCGUGAAGAAAUGGACUGUGAAUGUAAGAUUGCUUAAAGCAGUGUGCAAGGAACUCGAGGAACAAGGGAAUGUCAAAGAAGCAGAGAAGCUAAUGACUAUACUGCAAAAGGCUGGUCAUGUUAACACUCAGCUCUACAACUCCUUCUUACGUACCUACGCCAAAGCCGGUGAAAUGGCACUGAUUGUUGAAGAGCGAAUGGCAAAGGACAAUGUAGAGUUAGAUGAAGAGACCAAGGAGCUUAUUAGAGUAACUAGUCGAAUGCGUGUGACUGAAAUCUCCUCCACCGUUUCUUAAGCUUGAAAGCUGCAACUUCUACACAGAUUUGGAGUGAAUCCAUGAAAGCUGUUUGCUAUAUGGAGCGAGCCAUGACCAAUCGAAAUACUUGUCUUGAAGCAGUAAUAUUCCGCUUGCUCGGACAAUAAGUGAUCGAGGAGAGUGUGAUAAAGCUGCAAAGGAAUGAAGUUGCGGGUAAAAGAUCACUAUCAGGUUUUUUCAUUUUUGUUUCGUCAAAUUUAGUAUUAUUAAAAAACUUAAUUCUUUUUGUGCCAAAUUUUAUAUCUUUGGUUCUUCUCUCUAUGGGAUGAUGAUGAUGUCAAAUGACCUUUGAGACUUGAGAGGUUGACUAACUGAAAAACCUACUUCCGACUCUUCUUGUUGGGUAGUUAUGACUUGUGUGUAAGUCUUAUGUAAGCUUCAAAGACUUGUGUCCAAAGUGGAUUUGUUCACUUGAACAGUUAGUCAACUAUUUUAACCAUAUAUCCCACAUAUAAAAUAAAAUAAGUUCAUAAAUUUUCACUUCUUAUUAUUAAACUUUCAAUUUCUA
This is a messenger RNA of Thlaspi arvense, 2162 nucleotides long. NCBI's taxonomy places the organism in Eukaryota, Viridiplantae, Streptophyta, Magnoliopsida, Brassicales, Brassicaceae. The record is from the annotation of a GenBank genome assembly.